Aspergillus japonicus CBS 114.51 is the source of this 1596-nucleotide messenger RNA. RefSeq names its product cytochrome P450. The record is from RefSeq and is a predicted model, not a curated record. Bases 1 to 1596 code for a protein of 531 amino acids. Lineage: Eukaryota; Fungi; Ascomycota; Eurotiomycetes; Eurotiales; Aspergillaceae. The transcript has 4 exons. Gene Ontology annotation, molecular function: oxidoreductase activity, acting on paired donors, with incorporation or reduction of molecular oxygen; heme binding; steroid hydroxylase activity.
AUGCUUCUCAGGUUGACGUCCGCUGUGAAUCAUGCGUUUGAUCCAGUACGGGAACUGAGUCCUAAUUACGUUCAAGGGGCAAUUGUUUUGUUGGCGACUUUACUCAGUACCUGGGGUCUGUGGAGACUCUGGAGAUUCACCAUCCAACCACUUUUUCGGCCUAACGAGCCACUCGAACUCCCCUAUUGGGUUCCUUAUCUCAAUUGCUUAGGGCAUGCGGGUGCUUUUUUCGAAGAUUGCCACCAGCUAAUGAGAAGAGCUGUAAAACAACUCGGGACACGCGAACCUUUUGCGUUAACCCUGGCCGGUGACCGAUAUUAUGUAGUAACAUCGCCGGCUGACAUUCGCCCUUUUUUCGCCAAUAUCAACGCUCUGAGCCUGGAUGGCUUCCUCAACCAGGUCUUGAUUGGCUUCGGCUGUGGGGAAGACCGACUUCAUACCCUCUGGCAGCGCAACCAGCCCGGCCCAAUCAACCCCAAGGGUAAGAGCCUUAUUCACUUGACGGAAGAUCUCUUCAAGCAACAUCUCCUCCCUGGACCGACAUUUGACACUUUGUUGAGCCGAUACCGUGGCGCCAUCCAGGAGCUACUGUCCUGGAGUCAAUUAGAGGCUACAUAUCCCACAAUGACUGGUAAGGAGACGGAGGCUAUAUCGCUUUACGAUCUGUGCUCCGAUUUCUUGAUCAAUGCCACACAGAUGACAUUGUUUGACCCCGCUUUAUUUGCCAUUGAUCCUGAAAUGACAACCGAGCUGCGAACCUUCACCGAUGAGUUCUGGCAGCUCAUUUACCGAUCCAGGUUCAUUGACAGCACACGAGUUCGCCGCAUUCUGGCCCAAUACACUAAGGCGUUCAAUGCCUACCUGCGACUACCGCCUCAGGCACGCGCCCGUGAGGCAUGGGUGAUCCGCACCUUGAUCCAAACCUAUACUGAUCUAGGAAUCCACGAAGAUGACCAGGCAGCCAUGAUGGUGAUGAUUUACUGGACUGGCGAUGCCAACGCAUACAAGGCAGCGUUCUGGGUCCUGGCUCACAUUCUAUACGAUCCGACACUACGAGAACUGAUCCAGGAGGAGACAGUCCCAGCAGUGGGCCCGAAUGGCAAGGUGGACAUGGCCUAUCUGCGUCAAAACUGCCCCCGGCUGUCAUCAAUCUAUCACGAGGUGCUCAGGCUUACCAAGCGCGAUGCGGUGCUUCGGCGAGUCGUCCAAGAUACGGAGCUAGGCGGAAAGCAGUUUCGCAAAGGAAGUUUUGCAAUUAUUCCCUCUUGUCAGUUACACGACAGUCUAGAGACGUACGGGCAUGAUUCGUUGUUGUUCAACCCCGAACGCUUUCUGAAGCGACCGGAGCUGACUCAAGACCCGGCUUACUUCCCCUACGGCGGUGGAGUCUACUAUUGUCCGGGUCGUCAUUUUGCAACUUUGGAGAUCUUCGCCUUUGUGGCGGUGAUGCUGAACCGAUUCGAUGUCCAUUUGGCGUGGCCGAAGCAGGAAUUUCCACGUAAGGACGAGAGUGUGCUUACCUUUGGGAUCUCAAGGCCAUUGCCAGGAGAUGAUCUGUAUGUGGUCCUCAAAAAGCCUGAAGAUGCAGAUGCCUAG